Molecule: messenger RNA, 1768 nt
Organism: Scophthalmus maximus (turbot)
Lineage: Eukaryota; Metazoa; Chordata; Actinopteri; Pleuronectiformes; Scophthalmidae
Product: zinc finger and SCAN domain-containing protein 22-like
Exons: 2
Coding region: 103-1203 (366 amino acids)
Biological process (GO): regulation of transcription by RNA polymerase II
Molecular function (GO): DNA-binding transcription factor activity; RNA polymerase II cis-regulatory region sequence-specific DNA binding
Source: RefSeq, a predicted model, not a curated record
AGAAGAGAAAACUCCGGGUCACGUGACAGGGUUGAGCAUCUUUUUUUUUUUUUUGGCCCAUCUUGGAUAUUAGCAAGAGCUCAGUGCUGCCCAGGAAAAAAAAUGACCAAACUGCAGUUUCUCAACGUCUUUUUGACGGAGCGCCUCAUGCUCGCCGCGCAGGAGAUCUACAAGUCCGUGGAGGACACGAUCCUGGAGUACCAGGAGGAGAUCGCGAUCCGGGAGCGGGAGAACGACCACCUGAGACGCAGGCUGCGGGACGCUGGGAUCGAGAUAUGGCCAGAUCGUCCGUCCAUGCCGCUGUUGGAGGAGGAGGAUGGUGAACAACCACGCCGUGAGUGGAGUCCCAGCAUGGGGCAUGAGGAGCGUAUUCCAAUUCAGAUUAAGGAUAAGAGAGAUGUCCGGGCAAACCAAGGAGAUGAACAGCUUCCGGGGCAAGGUUCUUGCAGCACACCCGAGAACAUGUUCACUCCUCCACGUGUCAGAAACGAAUAUCCCCAAGACGCCCCCCACACAUCCAACCUCCCUCAGAGUCAGGGGGUGGAGAACAGAGAGAGGGAUCCAGGCACCAGAGGCUCCUUGAGGCACGUGAAGGCAGAGGGUGGAGGUGGCCACAGAGGCUCUACUUCCUCCAACAGCGGUGCCCAGCCUCUCGCACCAGUCAACCCAAACUGCUCAAACGAGAACAACAUUGACAUUAGUGGCGCGGAGAAUGGAGGACAGAUGGCUGGUGCCAAGGGGACUGGAGCUGGAGCUAACAGGGCACAGGCCUCUCAAAUGCGCAACCAAGGAGCCAGUGCUGUGGACUGCCCCCAUCAGAAAUCCCCCCUACAAGGACACAUGUCAUCUUUCUGCUGCAAGGUUUGUGGUGAGGCAUUCAGUCACGUUGGCCACUUGCAUGUGCACGUACAAGUGCACACGCGGGAAAAACCGUACCGCUGUGGUGUAUGCGGGAAAUGCUGCAGCUCCUCCGGCAGGCUCCAGGAGCACCAACGUAGCCACACGGGAGAAAAACCAUUCCGCUGCCAGAUUUGUGGAAAGGGCUUCACACAGAUGGCUCAUCUGAAGGUCCACAUGAGGAUCCAUACGGGGGAGAAGCCCUACAGUUGCCCUGUGUGUGGCAAGUGCUUCAGCCGCUCUGACAAAAUCAAAAGGCAUCUCCAGACCCAUAGCCGUGAGGGAACCUAUUUCUCAGGGCAAUGAUGCAAGUGUGUUGUUAAACAUAUUCACGUGGGAAACUUUUCUACAAAAAGCUAAAAACGCUGCCAGCGAGGCUUUUUUCCUUCCAAAUUUCCAAGUUUCCAAGAACUAGGGAUUCAGCUGCAGCUCUUGGCAAAUAUUUUUUUUAAUCUAUCCUAAUUCUUCUCCACACCAUAGUUCCUAAAUAGAAUUUUUAUUAGUCAGUUAGGUACGUCAUUUACUUAAUUUUGUACUUGUCACUAAGAAUUAAAUCUCUAAAACAAUUUAAGUUCUUAGCUAGCCUUUCUAAAUAAUCUAGCCUUUCCUUAGUCUCAUACUUAGCAUGAAGAAGUCUUCCACACAUGCCUUGAAACUGAGAUGCAUUAAGAAAUGCAACAAUGUCCACAGCACAGUCACGGCUUAUUAUCAACCAGCCACUUCAUAUCUACAAAUUCACACUUGACAUUAGGGCUGCAACUAACAAUUAUCUUCAUUAUAGAUUAAUCUGUCGAUUCUUUUCUCGAUUAAUCGAUUAGUUGUUUGGUCCAUAUAAUGUCAUAAAAUGGUGAAAAUGUUGAUCGUGUUUCCC